Messenger RNA from Drosophila arizonae, 992 nucleotides. RefSeq names its product homeobox domain-containing protein buttonless (gene btn). Gene Ontology annotation, biological process: positive regulation of transcription by RNA polymerase II. Gene Ontology annotation, cellular component: nucleus. NCBI's taxonomy places the organism in Eukaryota, Metazoa, Arthropoda, Insecta, Diptera, Drosophilidae. Gene Ontology annotation, molecular function: RNA polymerase II cis-regulatory region sequence-specific DNA binding; DNA-binding transcription factor activity, RNA polymerase II-specific. The record is from RefSeq and is a predicted model, not a curated record.
GUAAAAAGUGCGUGCAAUUGACAAUCAUCUCCUCCAUCCUUCUAUGCGUACUUUUAUGAGGGAUAUUAAAAAAUGCUUAGAGUUCUUUCAGUCGUACAAAGCACUUGACUCAUGUUUGCAGCUAAACCUAGUAUCCACACACACAUGCGAGCAGUAGCUACUUCCGGUUUAGCUGAGUCUUUUGUUUUUGUUUUGUUUUGCCAUCAGAGUCUUAGGAAAACAACAACAUAGAUUGUGGGUGUCACAAGUGUUCAAAGGCAAAGCCAAACUGAGCACAGCAGAGUAGAGCACGCGACGUUACGGCUGGUCGAGUCGGCGGCUGUGGGGGGCAGUGUGUGUCCAGAUGUUGCGCACAAUUAUCAUAUCAGCAGCACAUCAUUUACAUUUAAGUGGAAAAACAGAUUGAGCCAAUCGACUGCGAAGAGCGCCGGCCAAUGAGCAGUUCGCGCACAGAACUCGACUUAAGAGGCGUCAUCGUGUGCCCGAGAGCUCAGUGUUAAUUAGAGUGUUCGAUCAGCAGGAGCUACGAUGAAGAACUGCACCACAGAUUUGGCCGCCUUUUACGUCAAUGACUAUGAGGACUUUGACUACAGCUACAACUAUGAGCCGACCAAUGCACCCAGCUAUGAGGAUUACAGAAACAAAUCCUGGACUGGAGGAUCGGCCGCGGCUUAUAGCUGCCAUGCUCUGCAACUGGCAGACAGUGUAGCUUCAGCCACGACCAUGGACCAACCAAACUCCACAGCAGCCAGCAGCAAUAGUGCACAACGUAAGGAACGCACGGCUUUCACCAAAACCCAACUCAAGCAACUGGAAGCGGAAUUUCGCUACUCCAAUUACCUGACACGGCUGCGACGUUACGAGAUUGCCGUCGCCUUGGAGCUGAGCGAGCGUCAGGUUAAGGUUUGGUUUCAAAAUCGUCGCAUGAAGUGCAAACGCAUUAAACUUGAGAUGUCCGGGUCUACGAAAGCCGACAAUUAGUUUACUUUAUA